This is a messenger RNA of Hevea brasiliensis (rubber tree), 939 nucleotides long. Its product is annotated as probable glutathione S-transferase. Gene Ontology annotation, cellular component: cytoplasm. The record is from RefSeq and is a predicted model, not a curated record. The coding region runs from base 60 to 740 and encodes 226 amino acids. Gene Ontology annotation, biological process: glutathione metabolic process. The transcript is spliced from 2 exons. Lineage: Eukaryota; Viridiplantae; Streptophyta; Magnoliopsida; Malpighiales; Euphorbiaceae. Gene Ontology annotation, molecular function: glutathione transferase activity.
GACCGAAGAAAAGAUAAAAGACACAGGUGAGGACCUUCACAUAUUUAUAUUCCAUAGUGAUGGAUAGCCAGGAGGUGAUACUGCUGAGUGCAUGGUUUAGCCCAUAUGCUCUUAGGGUUCAAUGGGCUCUCAAGCUGAAGGGUAUCCCAUAUCAAGUUUUUGAAGAAGAUGUAUAUAGCAAGAGUCCUCUUCUUCUGAAGCACAACCCUGUGAACAGGAAAGUCCCUGUGCUUCUUCACCAAUGCAAAGCCAUUGUUGAUUCCUUAAGAAUCAUUGAGUAUAUUGAUGAGACAUGGAAUCAUAGCCCUUUGUUAAUGCCUCAGGAUCCUUAUGACAAAGCCAUGGCUCGCUUUUGGGCUGAUUUCACGGAAGAAAAGCUGCAUAAAGCUAUAAGGAGAACAAAAGUGUUUAAAGGAGAGGAAAAAGAGAGAGAAGUGAAUCAAGCAAAAGAAGCUUUACAAGUUCUUGAUGGGCUGCUGAAGGGCAAGGAGUUCUUUGGAGGAGACUCAAUUGGAUACCUAGACAUUGCAUUAGGCUGGGUCACUGUGUGGCUAGAAGUUUUUGAAGAACUUGCUUGUGUUAGAGUAUUUGAGAGCGAAAAGUAUACUCACAUAUACAAAUGGAUGCACAAAUUUGUGCAGCUACAAGUGAUCAAAGAGACUCUUCCACCUAAAGACAAGCUGCUAACUGUUCUUCAAAGUUAUGGCCAAUCUUCACCAGCUCAACUGCCAAGAAAAUGAUAUUUCCCUGCCUGUGAGUGGUGGGAAUUGAAUAAAAUUGCAGGCUGUGUCUGUGUGUGUUUAGCUUGCUUCUGUGAUUUGAGAUAUGUUGUUAUGGUUUUGUAAUCACAUAUUAGAACCUCUCUAAUAUGUAUGUCUUUAAUUUUUUUUCUGUGAAAUAAAAUGAGAUUCAGUUCUUUCGCAAGGUAAGUUUUUCGUU